AUGCGCGUCGAAGAGCGCGCCACUUCCGACGAGCGCGCCUCGCGGCUGGAGGACGUGCGGACCGCCGUCAACGGAGUGGUGGCCUCCGGCUUUGGAGCGGCGUCGCCUCUCGCGUGCGAGGUCUCUCCGGCGCGUGAGCUCGUGCUGACGCUCGAGGCGGCCGCCCAGCACAACAUGGUCCCUCCUCUCGUCUCGCUCCGCCGGCCGUGCCUGCUGUACACGACCAUCCUCCAGCUACAGAAGCGCGCGCCGCUCGUGGCCGAGCGAGGCCUCGGCGGCGGAGAUGCGGCGCUCGAGCGGCAGGCGCUCUUCGGCGCUGCCGAGGCGGUGCGGCUCGCGCGCACUCUCUGCGACAAGCACAUCUCGAGCUCGCGCCGCCGCACGUCCGCCGCCGUCGCCGAAGUCUACGUCGCCCGCCUCUGGCUCUGCCUCGCCCUUCACCGGCGCAGCGCCCACCUCUGGCUUCCGCUUCUUCCUGUGUGCCCCGAGGCCUUCGGGCGCGAUGCCCUCCUCUCCAGGCCCGAGGAGGCCGAGCUGCUCGUCGCGCUGCUGCAGCCGCUCCUGCACGUAGCUUUCUCGCUGCCCGACUCGGCAGCAGCCGCGAGAGGAGAGGCGCCGGAGACGGAGCAGCCGCCGCCGCCAGCCGCCGCCGCCUCGCCGGGCGGCGCGGCGGGCCCGCAGGCGCCUCCGCCACCCGCCUCCAAGGGCGGGCAGCAAGGCGGCAGGCCGGAGGGCGGCAGGCCGGAGGGCGGCAGGCCGGAGGGCGGCAGGCCGGAGGGCGGCAGGCCGGAGGGCGGCUCUGCAGCCAGGCAGGAGCCGGAGGGGGGCGGCGACCUGCUCGGCUCGCUGCUCGGAUUCAUCGCGCACGCGCCCUUCCCGCCCGUCGCCAACGGCGCGGCGGCGGUGGCGAGCGCGCGAGCGGCGGCGGCGGACGCGCGCGCUGCCGCAGACGCGAGGGCGGCGGCGGGCCUCGAGCAGGACGGCUCGCUGUACGGCGAGCUCCCGCUCGUGAUACGACCGAGGCCGGCGGCGGAGCUGGCCGGGUGGCUGGCGGGCGGCAGCUCUGCGGGAGGGGCGAGGCGCGGCCCGCACCACCGCGCCGUGGUGGCCGACGGCAACGGCAACGACGCCUCCUCGGCCGUCUCCUCGGAGCCGGCGCCAGCCGGGUCUGUCCCAGCCCGGCCCGCGCAGCCAGCCUCGCCGGCGCGCUCCCGUGGCGGCGCGUGCAGCGAGGAUUCGGUGCCGUGGAGCCCGCAGGACGACGCAGCCGAGCCCGCCGCCCCCGCCGCGAGGGUGCUCGAGGCGGGCCACCCCGACGCGUUGCUCGCCGAGGUACGGGGCGUGCAGCGGCGACACAUCGAGGCGACAGGCCGAUGCUCGCUCGACGAGCCGCCCGCCGCACUCCUCUCCCCCGGGGCGAGCAUCGGGGGCGGCGACGCGAGCUCUGCGAGCGGCUCCUGCUCGCGCGUCGACCACUUGGCGUCGCACCAGAGCUCGGUCGGCCCGCACCUGCCCGAUAGCUUCCGGCUCGCGGAGGGCGACGCGCGCGCGGCGGCGACCGUCUACGCGCUCGGCUUGCGCCUCUCCCGGCCGCGCCGCCCGAGCCGGAGGCGCGUUCCGGGCACGCACGGCAACUGGGAGGCGACCACGCUGACGCACAUCUUCCGCGCGCUGCGGCUGCCGCGCCCCGCCCAGACGGAGCUUCUCCGCCUCGCGAUCGGCGCGGCAGACGGCGCGCACGCCGACGGCCGCACCUCGCAGCCGGCGCACUGGGCGUCGCAGCUCCGCUCUCCCACGGAGCGGUGGGCCGCGGCGUGGCUGCCGGCGCGCUCGCUGCUGCUCCACGGCGGCUUCGACGCGUACGGCGCUUCUCUCAUCCGCGACGCGGCGGCCGAGCUCGACGUGUCUUGGCGCGACGUGCUCGCCGCCGCCGACGAGCUGCUCGAGUCGUCGCUAGAGUCGCCGACGCGCGGCGGCGGGUCCGACAGCGGCAUGCGGAUCGUGCGGUUUCGCCUGCUCGGCGAGCUCGCGUCCGUCGAUUGGUGGUCGCUCUCGUGGGGUGGGGGAGAGCUCGCCGCCCUCGCCGCCGCGCUCCGCCCGUCGGGCGGCAAGGUCUCGCUGCCGGGCGCGAUCGCGAUGCGGCCGGCGUGGACGGCGAGCACCGCCGCCGCUCGCAGCGCCGGCGCGAUGCUCGCCGCGUUUCUGCGCGCGCGCCGGUGCGGCGAGCGGCCCGUGUGCCUCGUGGGCGUCUCGCUCGGCGCGCGCGUCGCGCUCGCCGCGCUCGAGGAUGGCGAAGGGCACGGCGUUGUGCAGGACGCGCUGCUGCUCGCGGCGCCCGUCACCUCCAACUCCGCGCGGUACGUGGCGGGCAACAGCGCGCUCGGCAGCCUCUACCGCUCCGACCACCUCACUUCAAAGACGUGCUGCGGGCUGCAGCCCGUGGCGGUCAAGGGGGUCGAGGACUACGACGCGACGGCGCACGUCGCGCCCGACUCGGACGCCUACCACUUUGCGAUCCCCGCCGUGCUCGAGGCGGUAUGUUUGCUGCCCGGCGAGAGCGGCGGGCGGUCUGAAAAGUAG
Molecule: messenger RNA, 2580 nt
Organism: Emiliania huxleyi CCMP1516
Lineage: Eukaryota; Haptophyta; Isochrysidales; Noelaerhabdaceae
Exons: 9
Coding region: 1-2580 (859 amino acids)
Source: RefSeq, a predicted model, not a curated record